Messenger RNA from Selaginella moellendorffii, 1233 nucleotides. RefSeq lists its product as uncharacterized. NCBI's taxonomy places the organism in Eukaryota, Viridiplantae, Streptophyta, Lycopodiopsida, Selaginellales, Selaginellaceae. Gene Ontology annotation, molecular function: catalytic activity. The record is from RefSeq and is a predicted model, not a curated record. The transcript has 8 exons. The coding region runs from base 92 to 1111 and encodes 339 amino acids.
AGAUCACGACUGCUAGAGACGACUUGUUUCUUUUGCUAGUACUUUAGGAGGUGGUGCUAUUUCUCUCGAUCUUGGCAGCAAAUUUUCACGAAUGGCUUCUGGAUGGCGCCUUCUCGUCCAAAAUGGAGCUUUGCAGGAGCAUGAUCCAGGGCAAGUCACGUCUUUUCUUCGCUCCCAUCCCGAAGGUAAGCACGAAUUCUUCCAAGCUAUCCGGAGCUCUCGACUUUCAGGUGCUUUCACCGUGACCCGGACUGCUGAUCGAGGAGCUCGUUUGCUCCUCUGGGAGAGGCAUCUUGCUCGUCUCGCUCAGUCUCUUCGCCUCUUGCGAACCAGGACGUUUUCGCCAUCGCCCAGCUCCCAUUCUUUUCCCGAGCUUUUGAAUCCGUCCUUACGUGCGGGACUGGGAGAAGCAUUGAAGAGACGGAGUGAGAAAGAGGAGGUCGCUGUGACUGUUCAUCUUCGUCAUUCCGAUGAGAGAUCUCUCGACGUUUCUGUCCAUAUCUCAAGCUUUGUCCCUGCAAUCGUCGUGAACACGGCCAGCGUUGCCGUCAUGGGGCCUAGCCGCCCGCUUCCUCUCGCCAAGUCUUCGCAGUGGGUAAGUGCUCGCCAAGUGCUGGAGCAAUGCAAGCCUGAGAAUACCACCGAAGUAGUCCUCUCAAACGAUGGCCAGCACUUGCUGGAGGGAUCCAUAUCCAAUUUCUUCGUUGUUUUAAGCUCUGAUGGCAGAGUUACUGUCCAAACCGCUGCCCUGGAAAACGGAGUUCUACCUGGGACGAUCCGGCAACUAGUCAUUGAGAUUUGCAACGAUACGAGCAUACCAGUGAGCGAGACCAGCCCUUCUUGGGACGAGCGAUCCUCGUGGAAAGAAGCCUUCGUGACCAAUAGUUUGAGUUUGAUCCAGCCUGUGAGGAGCAUCAAGAUGCCAGUUCCAUGGAAUGCCAACUUCGAUCCAAAACAAUGGAGCCAAAGCAGUUGGCAACCAUUGCAUCUCAUGACAAAUGGUGACGUUACGCAAAUGCUCCAGAAAGAAAUAUUCGAGCGCGCUAAAAACUAUGGUUAUCUCACCAGCGAUUUGCUCGGCACGGCUUCGAUUAGAAAGAAGUUUAUUUGAAAGAUUCCCUUUGCUGACAAAAUGGGGUCCCAGUCUCCUUAUACGUCCUUAGAUUUCGCAAAAAUUUAGCUAUGUACCAUUGUCGAGCCUAGCUGAAAUUCCAAAAUCCCAGUUUGAGCAAA